Messenger RNA from Cucurbita moschata (crookneck pumpkin), 712 nucleotides. RefSeq names its product MLP-like protein 328. The record is from RefSeq and is a predicted model, not a curated record. The transcript has 2 exons. Gene Ontology annotation, biological process: defense response. The coding region runs from base 54 to 512 and encodes 152 amino acids. Lineage: Eukaryota; Viridiplantae; Streptophyta; Magnoliopsida; Cucurbitales; Cucurbitaceae.
UUCAAGUGUGAUUGAGUAUAUUGUGUGAAGCAAUUCAAGAGGGUUAGCAAACCAUGUCUCUUGCAGGGAAGCUUAUGAGUGAAAUAGAAAUAAACGUAGCUGCAGAGAAAUACUACAAAGUCUUCAAAGAUCAACCUUUUAAUGUCCCAAAUAUUUCCCCAAAACUUGUUCAACAAGUUGAACUUGAUGAAGGUGAUUGGGACAACCGUGGCCAUGGCUCCGUUAAGACGUGGAAGUACACCGUAGAUGGAAAACCUGAAGUUUUCAAAGAGCAAGCGGAAUUUGACGAUGAAAAAUUUACAAUCAUUAUGAAUGGACUUCAAGGAGAUGUGUUUGAGCAUUACAAAACUUUCAAAAUAAUAUAUCAGGCCGUACCUAAAGGUCUCGAGCAUAGUUUAGCAGUUCUAAGCGUGGAAUAUGAGAAGCUUGAUGAUGAGAUUCCUUAUCCCUACAAGUACCUCAACGCCAUGGCCUCUGUCACAAAAGAUAUUGAAUCUUACCUUAAAAAAUGACAACCUUUUAUAUCUCGUUACGAGCUUCGUCGCUUCUUGUGGUUUUGUUACAUAUUUCGUAGCUUCUGUGGUUUUGUUACAUAUUUCAAUAUACUUACUCUGGUACUUGUAACAUAUUUCAAUAUACUUACUCUGGUACUUGUACUUCUUUAUGUUGUUGAAGGCGUGUAAAAAUAAAUAAGGGUUAUCCUCGUGCGUAA